GUCCGAAAAGCUAUUUUUCCACCUUUAUCAGGGUUCUCAUGGAGUGAUCAAUCAUUGAAAAAAAAUGAAAACAGAAAAGAAAAUAAUUAAAAAGAAAACAAUUGACAACCCAUUGAUCAAGGAAGAAAAGAGCACCUAAAAUCUUUACUCUUCAUGCUAUUUUGCGCAUAAUUAUGUCAAUCUUUUAAGGAUAUAGAGAGAGCCAGAUAUUUGUAUUAUUCUUGGACUUGUUUCCUUUAUUGGUUCCAACUUCAAGGAUGUCAGGAAAAAACUAACCCCAUUUUCUUGUUUUCUUUCUGCACUUAUUCUUGGAUUCCUUAUUUUUUUUAUUUAACAGAUGUAGCUUCAAUCUUACUUCUUUAUAUAUUUUACUAUAAAUAGGAUCUGAAACAUAUAAGGGUAAUAUUUUAUUGUCAAAGGGGGUUCUUUGGUUGGUUGAUCUAGCAGCUUCUUUUUGUGGGUCAGCUCAGUUUCUGCUGUAGUGUCAUUUGAGCAAGAAUUGAAGGAUUUUGAUUUUUUGGGGUUCUUUUAGUCCCAAAGAUUUAGCCUUUUUCUUGAGAAAGAUUGGAUUUUUAUCUCAAAUUUGUGAAUUUCUUGAAAAAGGCUAUCCUUUUAUGUCUACUUUUGGGGCUUGAGCAAUGUUUGUUUCAACUGAAGAAGAACAUAUGUCAUUGCCUUUGGCAAAUGGGAAAGUAUUGGAGAAUUCAUCUCCAAUAGGAUCAAAUCCAGAUUUCAAUGAAGAUGAGGUUUCUCAAGAGAUUACUUCAAAUUUCAUGGAUGUCAAUGUGGUUCAAGAGGAUGAAAAGUUUCAGCUUGAGCAGAGGAUUUUGAAUUUAGAAGGUGAAAUUGGGAGUUUGAGGAAUAAAGAGAGAUCUCUGGAUGAAAAAAGAAGAGAAGCAUUGAAUAAGAUACUAGACAUUAAAGGUUGCAUUCGAGUGUUUUCCCGGGUUAGACCAUUUUUACCAACAGAUAAACGGAGAACUCAUCAACCGAUUUCAGUUGAAUCAGAGAAGAUCGUGGUAAGAUCCGGUGGUAGCAGGAAAGAAUUUGAGUUUGACAAGGUUUUCACUCAGGAAGCAAUCCAAGAAGAUGUUUUUGCUGAGGUUGAGCCAAUUCUCAGAUCUGCAAUCGAUGGGCACAAUGUAUGUAUAUUAGCUUAUGGACAAACUGGAACUGGCAAGACAUAUACUAUGGAGGGAACCACCGAGUCUCGAGGGAUCAUUCCUCGUGUUCUUCAGGAGCUUUUUCACCUUUCCUCUUUAGAUAGCUCGACUUCAUUUACUUUUUCGAUUAGCAUGCUCGAAGUCUAUUUGGGCAGCCUAAGGGAUUUGCUUGCUCCAAGACCUUCCAGUCGGACAUACACUGCGCCAAGAUGCAAUCUAAACAUUCAAACAGAUUCAAAAGGAUCAGUCGAAAUCGAUGGUCUAACUGAGGUGGAAAUCUCUAAUUUUACUAAAGCAACUUGGUGGUAUAACAAGGGGAGGCGAGUUAGAUCCACAUCUUGGACAAAUGUAAAUGAAACAUCCAGCAGAUCACAUUGUUUGACGAGGAUCAGUAUAUAUCGCUACGGGGAUGCUUUGGGAGGUAAAGCAGAAGUAAGCAAACUGUGGAUGGUUGACCUUGGAGGAAGUGAGCGCCUACUUAAAACGGGAGCCAUUGGACAAACCCUUGACGAGGGGAGGGCAAUAAAUCUCUCUCUUUCUGCACUAGGUGAUGUUAUCGCAGCUCUUAGAAGAAAGAGAGGCCAUGUUCCUUAUAGAAAUAGCAAAUUGACACAAGUUCUCAAGGAUUCUCUUGGUGAUAGAUCAAAAGUUUUGAUGCUAAUCCAUGUUAGCCCAUAUGAAGAGGAUGUUGGAGAGACAACAUGUUCCUUUACCUUUGCGAAGAGAGCAAGAGCAGCAGAAUGCAACAGAGAACUCUCACAAGAAUCAAAGAAGCUAAGAGAAAAGAGAAUUUCUGAGCUUGAGGGGCAAAUGAAGGAAGCCGAAGAAGGAUGUACAGAACUCAGGACUCAAAUACAGAAGGCUGAAUUUUUGUUGAGCGAGAACAAAAGGCUUUUCGUGAAGAAAUAUGAGCCACUUGAAGAUGAAGAAACCUUUCCUAUAACCCCAAAGGAAAACAUUGCUGAAAUCACAGUAACUCCAAGAAAUUCUGAGAAAGGGCUAAAAACAAAGGUCACUAGCUCAGUGCCUCGAUUCAUGAGUGCCACAGUUGCCAGUCGACAAAGGGAGAGUACGGCAGAGAGGGAAAUUCAUAGCAGACCAAAAAGUUUGAGAUCAUGGGCUAGGAGCUCUACCCAAUUGUCUGGUUCACAAUCAAACAGCUUUUCAGACCGUCGUUUCAAAGCACAGCUACGAACUUCAAAUAAAAGAUCACGAUAUAGUGAGACUAAUACCAUUGCAGGAGAUAUUAAGUGUGAUGAUUCAGAUAUUAAGCCAUCGAUCUUGCCACAACCACAAAGCAAGACUAUCGCUUCCUCGGAUCCAAAGCCUAGAGUAACACUACCUCACCACAGAAGAAGGAUGUCUGAUCUGCUUUAACUAUUACAAGAGCUGAUCUUCUAAUCCUUAGCAGGUGCUUUAACUUUUUUCGCUUUUUAGUGUUUCGGCUUUUGUUUGUUGUUGCUGCUACUGCUAUUGUUUUCUCUUUUCUUUUUGGUCCGGAAGUGCUUCAAGAUUACGAAAGAAAUUCAUUGAGGUUUUUUGUGUUAUAGAUGUGAUUUUUCUUGGGGUUGGAAUAAUUUUAUAAUUUGUUAGCACUGUAUAGUAUAUACUCUGCAAAAAAAGAGUGGUUUCCUUAGGAAUGUGUGUUUACUGCAAAUGUCAUCUUGUCGAGACAUUGUGAAGAAAGUGCAUGAGAAAAGAUUUUUCAGUUAAUAUUGUACAAUUGUUACUGCAGUUCAGAAUGUA
Molecule: messenger RNA, 2909 nt
Organism: Nicotiana attenuata
Lineage: Eukaryota; Viridiplantae; Streptophyta; Magnoliopsida; Solanales; Solanaceae
Product: kinesin-like protein KIN-14U
Exons: 10
Coding region: 639-2540 (633 amino acids)
Biological process (GO): microtubule-based movement
Molecular function (GO): ATP binding; microtubule motor activity; microtubule binding
Source: RefSeq, a predicted model, not a curated record